Cimex lectularius (bed bug) is the source of this 2203-nucleotide messenger RNA. It is a transcript of the gene spas, whose product is annotated as spastin. Bases 388 to 2121 code for a protein of 577 amino acids. Gene Ontology annotation, cellular component: microtubule cytoskeleton. Gene Ontology annotation, molecular function: microtubule severing ATPase activity; ATP binding; ATP hydrolysis activity. The transcript is spliced from 9 exons. The record is from RefSeq and is a predicted model, not a curated record. NCBI's taxonomy places the organism in Eukaryota, Metazoa, Arthropoda, Insecta, Hemiptera, Cimicidae.
UCUCACCAUAGUGAUUAGUGAGUAGUGACUGCUUACACCAUAGUGACUGCUGCCUGACUAGUGACUGGUUGAAGUUUCUAGUGAUUCCGGCUCCUCUCAGUCGGUGGGAUGUCGACUUUUCUCACUUCUGCCACUCCUUUUAUCUUCCGUGCCUUCGUUAAGACGUUUUCUCUUUAAUUUCAUCCUUUCUUUAAGCAAUAAUCGUUCUCGUAUAUUCCUUUAGCUUGUAAGUGUUGUUUCUUUGCGUCGGUCUUUCUAAUUUAUUAUUAACAAAAAAUAAUAAUAACAAAAAAUGUUACACAAUUGUUUAUCGUUAUGCUUGCACUAAUUUGUUGCUUGUUUUGUUAUUGAGAGAUUCUCACACUAUUAAUUCGCUUUCGCCGACUAAUGUUUCAUAAAGAUAAUCAAAAAUGUGUGAAAAAAGGUAGAAAAUCCGAGGAAAAGGGUAACGCCAAUAACGAAAAAGAAUCGGUCCAUGAAAAGAACUUGCACAUAGCUUCUUUGCCUUUGGUUUUCGUUUUUAAUAUUUUGCGCUCACUUAUUUACUUGUUUUUUGUUAUACUACGUUAUAUAUGGAAGUCGAGUUCCAAGUUGAUGAUAUUCAAAUCGAAGGGUCAGAACGUCGAGACUAAUCAGACAGCGCGGAAAGAUUUACAGAACAACGAUUUACUAUGCGAAGAACUAAUCUGCCGGAUGACGAGUCACAAAAUGAAACGCACCGUUUCUUCUCUGUCUGGAGAUCCACUCCUCUCCAAGCAGAAAGAACACCACAGGCGAGCGUUUGAAUUUAUAUCGAAAGCUCUUAAGAUCGACGAAGAAAAUGAAGGCCAUAAACAGAUAGCGAUAGCAUAUUACAAACAAGGGAUCACAGAAUUAGAAAGAGGUAUUGCGAUUGAGUGUAGUCAUGGAAAAGGAGAUGUAUGGGACAGGGCGCAGAGGCUUCAGGAAAAAAUGAAAACGAAUCUUGCCAUGGCCAACGACAGGCUGAAUCUAUUAACAUCAGAGAAAAAGAUGCUGCUUGGCGGACCUGGAAGGGGAAACGUUCUUGUGAAAAGUAAAACACUUCCUAGGUCUAUGGGAUCGCGAUCACAUAAUUCAUCUCAAGCAAUUGCCAAAAUUACGCAUACUCCUCCAGCGAUUAAAAGACAAUUUUCUGGCCCUUGUACGUCACCCGUGCAUAAAACUACAAAAGCCAAAGUAGCCACCAGAUCAGCAUAUUUAAAAGGUGUGGAUCCAAAGCUAGCACAAAUAGUAAUGGAUGAAAUAUUGGAAGGAGGCACACCUGUUUCUUGGGAUGAUGUUGCUGGUCAAGAAAUAGCCAAACAGGCUUUAAAUGAGAUGGUUAUUUUACCUUCUUUACGACCAGAACUUUUUACCGGCCUUCGGACACCGGCAAGAGGUCUUCUCCUCUUCGGACCACCAGGGAAUGGGAAAACACUACUUGCUAGAGCAGUUGCAACUGCUUCAAAUUCAACAUUCUUUAGCAUCAGCGCUGCAAGCUUGACCUCAAAAUAUGUUGGAGAAGGAGAAAAAUUGGUCCGGGCACUUUUUUCAGUCGCUCGACAACUUGAGCCUUCAAUUGUGUUUGUCGACGAGGUGGAUUCAGUUUUGAGCGAAAGGAAAGAAGGCGAGCACGAAGCAAGCAGGCGUUUGAAAACAGAAUUUUUAGUCGAACUUGACGGACUUCCUGCUAGUAGUGAUCAUCGAGUACUUGUAAUGGCUGCAACAAACCGUCCUCAAGAACUUGAUGAAGCACUAUUAAGGAGAUUUCCAAAGAGGGUUUACGUUUGCUUGCCGGAUCCAAAAACCAGAGCCGUUCUUUUAACUAGGUUAUUAUCUCGACAAGGAAAUCCUUUGACCAAAUCUGAAAUCGAUACCAUUGCUCAUCUCACUGAAGGUUAUUCUGGGAGCGAUAUAACAGCUCUUGCUAAGGAUGCAGCACUUGCACCUAUAAGAGAAUUAAACACCGAACAAGUAAGGACACUUGAUCCUGUGAAAGUUAGACCAAUUUCAUUUCAGGAUUUUAUCCAGUCGUUAAAUAGAAUCCGCAGAAGUGUUUCACCGUCAAAUCUGGCUCUUUAUGAUAAAUGGAAUCAACAAUAUGGGGACGUCAGCUUAUGAGUUAAAGGAAAUUGAGAUUGAUUGAUGCCUAAUUCCAGUUACCUAAUUUAUGCAGCACUGAACUCAAACAAGGCUUUUGAUU